UGGUCCAUUUAAAAGGGUGGGAGCGGCCGGGGCCCAUCUCUCGGGUGGAGUCUUCAGACAGCUGGUGCGGCAGUCCUUGAACAUCCUCUGGCCUCAAUCAUGGCUUGUGGUCUGGUCGCCAGCAACCUGAAUCUCAAACCUGGGGAGUGCCUCAGAGUGCGUGGUGAGGUGGCCCCCGACGCCAAAAGCUUCGUGCUGAACCUGGGCAAAGACAGCAACAACCUGUGCCUGCACUUCAACCCCCGCUUCGACGCCCACGGGGAUGCCAACACUAUUGUGUGCAACAGCAAGGACGGCGGGGCCUGGGGGGCCGAGCAGCGGGAGUCUGCCUUUCCCUUCCAGCCUGGAAGUGUAGCGGAGGUGUGCAUCACCUUCGACCAGGCAGACCUGACCAUCACGCUGCCAGAUGGUUACGCAUUCAAGUUCCCCAACCGCCUCAACCUGGAGGCCAUCAGCUACAUGGCAGCUGACGGUGACUUCAAGAUCAAGUGUAUGGCCUUUGAGUGAAGCCUGCUGACCCAUGGCCCCCAAUAAAGGCAGCUGCCUCUGCUCCCCCUGAA
Lemur catta (Ring-tailed lemur) is the source of this 560-nucleotide messenger RNA. RefSeq names its product galectin 1 (gene LGALS1). The record is from RefSeq and is a predicted model, not a curated record. Lineage: Eukaryota; Metazoa; Chordata; Mammalia; Primates; Lemuridae. Gene Ontology annotation, molecular function: laminin binding; carbohydrate binding. The coding region runs from base 100 to 507 and encodes 135 amino acids. The transcript has 4 exons.